Molecule: messenger RNA, 492 nt
Organism: Fusarium oxysporum Fo47
Lineage: Eukaryota; Fungi; Ascomycota; Sordariomycetes; Hypocreales; Nectriaceae
Exons: 3
Coding region: 1-492 (163 amino acids)
Source: RefSeq, a predicted model, not a curated record
AUGUUGAUCAAUGACUUUUGGCGACUUUUCGCUGUCAUGCUGCUGAGAAGUGUUCUCCCAACCCAGACAGUUGUCAUUAAAUCAGUGAAGGUGGUGACCAUCAACAACCAAACACAAGGUCACUGCCGAGAAACUAUGACUGUACCUGACUUGAAACCCGCCAUCGUCACAGUGAACGUCACAGUCGAGCAUGUCCGAGAGAUAGUGCCAGUCACAAACCUUGUUUCUAUAGAGACCAGCACGGUUACUGCUACUUCGAUCGAACAAUGCUUCAUCAACAACCCCAAGCCAUUCAUUCAUCCCUUGGUGCCGUCUUCGCAAGAUCCGCUACCCGUGGCUCUGUCGAGCGAAGAUCCCCCAGUUGCCUUGGAUAGCGAGGCGAUAAAGACCAGGGAUGGUCUGGUGCAAGAGAUAAGACAUGAACGCAUCUAUGAGCAGGUUGGGGAAGAGCUUUCGCCGGAGCAACCUGGGUUCAUCUUCCAAGGCGAUUAA